AUGGCCAUUGAUCCCACUAAGAAUUUCAAGCAAGAAAUAGAUUUGUUCCUGAAUCUGGCCCUUGAGGAAGGUAUCAUAAGCAAGAAUCGUGUCUCACAACUUACUGUCAAAGAUCCUCAGAAACAAAUCCUCUACUUGCUUCCAAAGAUACAUAAAUCUAUUACAAAUCCUCCGGGUAGACCAAUUGCAUCAGGGUGUUACAGGAGAGAGAACAAGCUUAUACUCAAGGGUCUACUGAAACCAUCUUUUGAGGACGUUCUAUCCAGUUCUUCAGCUUCCUCCAAGUCUGGCAAAUCUAAGUCGUCAAAAAAGCCUUCUCCAGCACCGGCUAGUGUCUCGGAACUGCCUUCUAAACGGUCAAACUCUGCCUCCUCGACUCCACUGCCUUCAGAGCUGAAGGAGAGCACUAUUGUGGUGUCAGAGUUGGUUCCAAGUGUUUCGGCGCCAAUCUCAGAACUGAUUGAAUCAGCAAUUGAAUCUGCUUCUCGGAGCCGCAUGAGCAGCCGAUCAGAUGAAAUUACAGACAUUCAAGUCCCUAGCUGCAAAUUAGUGGAAGUCGAGCAGCUAGCUGUAGAAGCCCAUGUAGGGUCAGUUCCACUUCCUCAGCCAUAUCAACCAGAUCCUAUAGUAAACUGUCCACUUUUCUGGUGGGAGUUUAAGGGCAGCUGUUAUCGGUUCUUCCCUGAGAAUAAGACAUGGCUAGAAGCUGAGCUUCACUGUGCAGAGUUCAGCAAUGGCAUCAACUCUGGGAAACUUGUAUCUAUUCAUAGCUGGGAGGAGAAUGUCUUUGUAUUUGAUUUGGUGAAUAGUGCAGUCGCUGGAAUUCCAAGAGAUAUCUGGAUAGGACUGAAUGACAGACACAUGGAAGGCCAUUUUGAAUGGUCAGAUGGUUCUCGUACUGAGUUUACUUACUGGAGUGAGAAUCAGCCAGAAGUCAAGGACUCUCCCUACCAGGAUGAGGACUGUGUGGAGAUCUGGUAUCGACCCUCUGGAGCCCUCAGGUCCUGGAAUGACAUUCGCUGUGAUCGUGCAUUCCCUUUUGUCUGCAAAGUGGCUGCAUUGACUAGCUAGUGGAUGGUUUCCUCACUUCCUUACUGGUAUUGCAUUGUUUGUCACAGAAUUCUGCACAUCUGAACAGAACAGUUUUUCUCAUCUUCAUACCACGAGACACCCUACACAGCUUUUUUGAUAUCGAAUGAUGCAGAGUUUACUUUGCCUGAACUUUCGAUUCCACUACACAA
Protopterus annectens (West African lungfish) is the source of this 1241-nucleotide messenger RNA. RefSeq names its product low affinity immunoglobulin epsilon Fc receptor-like. The transcript is spliced from 7 exons. Lineage: Eukaryota; Metazoa; Chordata; Ceratodontiformes; Protopteridae. Gene Ontology annotation, molecular function: signaling receptor activity. The record is from RefSeq and is a predicted model, not a curated record. The coding region runs from base 1 to 1071 and encodes 356 amino acids.